AUGGACUACAUGGAGCAAGGGUGUGUAACGCUGGUCGCGUUGAGCAUUCGGGCCCACGGUGAGAUCACUGUCCAUUUCCCCCGAAACCUUGAUGGAGAUUUGGACUUGGGUUACAAUGAGCCUGCUCUGGAUUCAUCCGAUGACUAUUGUCCGUCGGUGUCACCUGGGAGGAGGACGGCAUCCUGCCCUGAGGAGGUGCAUCAAGCAGUGGUGGGGCUGUUCAUAGCUGGUCGUCUGCUGACUGGGAAUCCACAAAAGUCCCACACGCACACACCCACACCACACACACGCGCACGCACGCACGCACACGCACACGCACACCCGCGCACACACACACAAACACACAGUAGUAUUUUCAAGAAGCUUACCUAUGUUCAACUGCUGUUUACUAAAGAACGCGAAAAGGGGGCAGCCAGAAGUACUUCAUGUGGUUGCAGACUAAAGUUGGUUCAUCAGCAGGCCAGCCCGAGCUGCCGUGAGCGAGCCCCAGUCACUGAGGGCCCGAAGUGGGAGACCAACAUCAAAUACAUCCUCAAAAACGCCCAGCAGAGGAUUCUGAGGAAGCACGGCCUGCCACAGGAGCUAUUGAGGCAGUUCUACACAGCAGUCAUCGAAUCAGUCCUGUGUUCAUCCAUCACAGUCUGGUUUGGUGCUGCCACAAAAAGGACAAACUCAGACUGCAACGGGCAAUCAGGACUACCAGAAAAAUGGUCGGUACACCCCCAACCCACCCUUGAGGACUUGCAUGCUGCCAGAACUAAGGGCAUGCAAAAUCCUCUUGGACCCUCCACAUCCUGGUUACCACCUCUUCCAGCUCCUUCCCUCAGCUAGGCGCUAUCAAUCAAGGCAAACUAAAACCAGCAGACAGUCCAACAGCUUCUUCCCUCUUGCCAUUAAAAUGCUAGAGACAAAGUAACUCUCACUCUACACACUCUUAAGUUUGCUCAAAAGUAUUUAUUGUGUAAAUGGCUGUCUUUUGUCGUACUAGAGCCACUCCAACUACCAGAGACAAAUUCCUUGUGCUUUUUUGACAUACUUGGGAAAUA
Messenger RNA from Phycodurus eques (leafy seadragon), 1046 nucleotides. RefSeq lists its product as uncharacterized. Lineage: Eukaryota; Metazoa; Chordata; Actinopteri; Syngnathiformes; Syngnathidae. The coding region runs from base 1 to 831 and encodes 276 amino acids. Gene Ontology annotation, molecular function: methyltransferase activity; 2-oxoglutarate-dependent dioxygenase activity. The record is from RefSeq and is a predicted model, not a curated record. The transcript has 6 exons.